Messenger RNA from Heterobilharzia americana, 5323 nucleotides. Lineage: Eukaryota; Metazoa; Platyhelminthes; Trematoda; Strigeidida; Schistosomatidae. The record is from the annotation of a GenBank genome assembly.
AAUGUUGAAUCUUGUCAAACCCCAGACUGCUGAUUUUGGGAAGUACGUGAAUCUACAUGGCUAAAGCCGCUUUCCGAAUUUCAGUAUCCAGGUUAAGGUAUUGUGACGUUGCACAGUUUCCAAACUCGCGGGAAUGUUGAAUCGCUGAGGAUGAAGGUCCAUCCAAUUGUUUCAUUCUUUGGAUUUACUGCUUUACUCUAUCACGUUCAGUGUGGGACUGAAAAAAACCUCCCUACCAAUUUACUAUGUUCGGACAACAGUUGCAUUAAUAGCAUAACUACUGGAAAGCUAAUUAAAGACAUUUUUCUGGCGAGCGAUAAACCAGUACCAAAAAAUACUAUUGUCGAUAUUAUAGCAAAAAGUGCGGAUGGUGACAAUUCUAUGGUUAAAGUAAAGUUAAAUGGAGAAUUCUUCUACAUCGACUCUAGUUUCGUGCAUGAGAAAGAACCUUUUAACCCACAAAAGCUUUUGUUGGUUAAGAAUGGUGAUAAACCUAUAAACCCAUCAACUCCUGGCUUUUCUAAUGAGUUCAAAAAUAUUAUUGAUUCAAAACAUGACCUUCAAAACGACUUAGGUAAGUCAAAACUUUCUGAUUAUGUGGAUGAAAAAGUUAAGAAUCUAAACAGUGAUUCACUUCGUGAUAUUCCCCAGCAAAAUCGGAUGGAAGACGUCAAUUCAGAAUACUCGGAUAAGGUAAAAAUCGAGUCAGACGGAAAAAGAAAUGAGCAUUCGAGUUAUGAUUCUGUGCAGCUUAGUAAAACUAGUCAACAGUUACCGAAUGCACCAAAUCCUGAAAAAAUACCCCAUGGCCAGUUAUCGCCAAAUAAAAACAUGAAUAGAGUCAUUGAAGAUAAAUCUGCUUAUCUCAUAGAUCAUAAAAAAUCUGUUAGAAAAGCCGCACAGAAAAUAGAUUCUUAUGGAGUCGAUGAGGGUAUUAAAUUUGAGGAAGACGAUGAUGCAGAAGAUGAUGAAUCGUACGACGAUGCUUCACAAGAGGAUAUUCCUCACUCGAUAUCCUCUACUUCCAUUAAACAGGAUACCACUGAAUCUACUUUCAAAACAUACAGUAAGUCAGAUGAUGCCAGCUCAACUAUUGAAAAAAGUCGAAGUUCUGAUGUCAAAAAAAUGUCUUCAUUGAAUAGUGAACACCGAAAUUUUACGGAAACUGAUUUUGAUGAUCAAAAUCUAUUCAACCAAAAUGAUAACCAACAGAAUUCUUCUGAAUCCCAAUCAGAUUUUCAAUCUACCCGUGAUAUGAUAAAUAAAAAUGCUCAGGAACACAGAAGUAUCGUAGAUGAAAGAUGGGUAGUGAAAGAUAAACCUCAGAGAAAUACUGAAAACACCAAAAGCCAAAAACCAUUAGCUCCUUCACUUUCCAACACAGCUGCUUCAUCGAGUAUUAGUUCCCCUCCAAUAGCUGUGUCACGUGGUGGUGAUAUUCAGCCAGAGAAGGCACCUUCGAGUACAGUUGAGAAGCCAGAGUCGUUAGCAGCGAAUCCUUCGGUUGUUGGAGUUGGUGAGGAGGUUGUCCCUGGAGGUCAUAAUGUUCCACCAGUAGGUGUAUCACAUGGUGGUGAUAUUCAGCCAGAGAAGGCACCUUCGAGUACAGUUGAGAAGCCAGAGUCGUUAGCAGCGAAUCCUUCGGUUGUUGGAGUUGGUGAGGAGGUUGUCCCUGGAGGUCAUAAUGUUCCACCAGUAGGUGUAUCACAUGGUGGUGAUAUUCAGCCAGAGAAGGCACCUUCGAGUACAGUUGAGAAGCCAGAGUCGUUAGCAGCGAAUCCUUCGGUUGUUGGAGUUGGUGAGGAGGUUGUCCCUGGAGGUCAUAAUGUUCCACCAGUAGGUGUAUCACAUGGUGGUGAUAUUCAGCCAGAGAAGGCACCUUCGAGUACAGUUGAGAAGCCAGAGUCGUUAGCAGCGAAUCCUUCGGUUGUUGGAGUUGGUGAGGAGGUUGUCCCUGGAGGUCAUAAUGUUCCACCAGUAGGUGUAUCACAUGGUGGUGAUAUUCAGUCAGAGAAGGCACCUUCGAGUACAGUUGAGAAGCCAGAGUCGUUAGCAGCAAAUCCUUCGGUUGUUGGAGUUGGUGAGGAGGUUAUCCCUGGAGGUCAUAAUGUUCCACCAGUAGGUGUAUCACAUGGUGGUGGUAUUCAGUCAGAGAAGGCACCUUCGAGUACAGUUGAGAAGCCAGAGUCGUUAGCAGCGAAUCCUUCGGUUGUUGGAGUUGGUGAGGAGGUUGUCCCUGGAGGUCAUAAUGUUCCACCAGUAGGUGUAUCACAUGGUGGUGAUAUUCAGCCAGAGAAGGCACCUUCGAGUACAGUUGAGAAGCCAGAGUCGUUAGCAGCGAAUCCUUCGGUUGUUGGAGUUGGUGAGGAGGUUGUCCCUGGAGGUCAUAAUGUUCCACCAGUAGGUGUGUCACAUGGUGGUGGUAUUCAGUCAGAGAAGGCACCUUCGAAUACGGUUGAGAUGGUGCAGCCAUCAUCACGGAAUCUUCGAGUUGAAGUUGACAGUGUCGUCGAAUUCGAUGCUAAGUUAUUAGCCACGCAUGCCGUGUCUGCUGCAGAUGGGGAAUCAGACGAUAAAUAUUCCGACAAUUUAACUCGACGUAGUCAUUUAGUUAUAGGCAAUAACUUGAGCAUUGAUUUUGAAAGAGGGACUGUAUUUCCAGAUUCAACUAACUCUAGUGAUCCAGUUUUCAUACAACAGGUAACUAAAAGCCAACCCUUGUUUGAAUCCCACAUUUUUCCUGUUCACAUUGGAUUAGUACAGUGUAUAUACUGGGCGGCUAAUGCUAGUAUUGUUGAAGGUGAUCAUGAUUCUGUUAAGUCACCUCUUUCACGUCUGUUAAUUCAUGGAAUAAUGUAUCUUUUUACAACUGCGAAUCUUUGCUUACGGUAUUUUCCGCAAAACAUUGUUUCUAGUUUAAAUCAUCUACUUCUUGCAACAUUUUCGAUACCGAUAAAUUUCGUUAUCGCUUGGAUAAUACUUAUUACUCACUUGGUCUUCAUAUGGAAUCUGGGAAGGUGUAUAAACUUUCUGUUUUCUAAGUAUAUUUCAUCUCAAAAAUUCACAUCUCCAUCCCUUGUUGAAUAUUUAAAACUUGAAGAGUAUAGUAUUCAGUUAGCAAGUCAACUUUCAGAUGUUGAAGAAUCUAACUCGCAUUUAUCUAAAUGGGCUAAUUCACUUUCAAAUAAACUUCAAAAUCUACAAGAGGAAUAUGCAUCUAAGGUAUCUGAGAUUACUUUGUCAGCUGAUGAUUCUCGUGAAUCAUUCAUACGUGUUCAGUCUGAAUUGAAUCACUUGAAAGAUGCUCACAAUUUAUUGGAACGAAAUUUGCGUUCAAAAUUAAAUGAUAAAGAAGAAGUAAUCCGUGGAUUAAACGCCGAAGUGAAUCAUCUUAAGCAAGUAAAUUCCGAAAAUGAAGAGAAUUGGAAAAAUAAAUUUUCAGAAGUUGAAGAAAGUAAUCGUAAAUCAAUCGAAGAACUAAAAGAUGAACAAGAACAGUUGUAUUCCCAAGCUAAUGUUUAUUAUAACCGAAUGAAGACAAUGCAAUCAGAGGUAGACAAAAUUCUGGAAUCCAGAAAACUAUCUGAAGAAAAGCUAAUUGCUAAAGAAGCAGAAUUCCAAAGUUUACUCACCACUUUUAAUACACUUAAAGGUCUUGAGGUGAUUUUUGAUCAAGAAUCUUCUUUAAAGCAUCAAAUCGAUGUUACAGAAGAAUGCGAAGUAAAUAUCACAGACAAUCUAUCUCAGACUAGUUGUGUGUCAGAAGAUAUAGUAGAUCUAGGUAAAUCAAACACUGUUUCUGAAAGUGGUGUAUCUGAUUCUAAUGACGAAGUUGCUAACAAAACAGAGAAAUCUAGAUUACGUGAACAAUUGUCAUUUUUCUUGGAUGUUGGUCGUUUACACGCCCAAAUCAGACUUAAGGAUGAGCAAAUAAGAACUGAAGAAGCUAAGGCGAAAAAUGAAUACAACCUUAGGAUUGAGAUUGAAUCUAAGUUGGAGGAAAUAGAAAGGGAAAAUUCAAUUUUGAAAGCAAAUCACACUCAACUUGAACAAGAAAGAAAUACAGCCCAAACGAAGCUGGACAUUUUAUCAGGAUACUUCAAAGAACGAGAACUGGAACUACAGAGGGAUCUAGGAAAGCAUGUUGUAGUUGGUUCUGAGUCUUCAGAAGCUCUGAUGCAUAUUAGAAAGCGUAAUCAAGAACUUGAAGCAGAAGUGAAAGUAUUGCGAGAGCAGAUGUCAGCUUUACGUCGAGAACUGGCGGAGACUGAGCGCACUAGUAGGCGUCAAAUAUCGGAACUAGAUAAGCGUUCUCAUGAAAAUUGGUUAGCAGCUCGUGCUUCUGACCAUCAAAUUCAAGAGCUCCGUGAAGAAAAUGCAAGCCUUCGACAAAAACUCAUUGAGUCAGAAAACAGUGUUUUGCGAUCUUCAAUGCUCCUUUUCCCUGAGAAACCAGGUUCUUCUGAAAAACUUAUGAAUGUUUUCCCAAGGCCCAUAAUACCACCUGGUUUCCUAAAAAAUGCAAACUUAAGAGAUACGAAUUCGCAGUCAAGACAGUCGUUAACAAGUUUGUCUUCACAGCGAUCAGCAGUGGAAGGCAAUCCAUUUCCAUUCAUUCCGCCGCCACCACCACCCCCACCUGGAAUUAUGCCUUUCCCUGGUGGGAUGAAAGGUGACCGCAGACCACCCCCACCUCUUUUACCAGGAUUCCCUUCAGUACAAGUACCUUUCCCUCCAGGUUUUCUACCUCCACCUCCAUUCCCACCUGUCAUAAAAUCUAAUACCGAUCAGAAUAAACAGAAUAAUUCUCCUUCUUCCGUAAGUGGUUCACUAAAGUGAAUGGAAAUCUUUCAUGAUGCUGCUACGUUCAAUAACACUUUUAUAUGCAUUUGAAUUCUUUUCCCAUCAUUUAUCAAUUGUUUCAGUGAGGUGUUUCUGUGUAGUCUAUUUCGGACUAGAUGAUAAUGUGAUAUUUUCUCCAUUGUCGUUCAUUAGACACUGUAAAGAUAGCAUAAUUUAACUUUCAUGUAUAUCGUAUGUGGUACUGUGAAAUAUUGGUUUGGUCAGUAUGGAAAUUAAAAUGUAUUCUAUUUUGGUGUUGACUUGGUGUGGUAACUUCUCUUUUUAGUCGUAACUUCAUCUGUUUUUUGUUUUGUUUAUGUUUUAUGAUUAUUUUCAUUAACAUUGAGUUGAAUAAAACGUGCGAGAUGUGCUGGAAAAGUAUUUAUUUUGAUUAUUUUACUGUUCAUUAUAAUGACCUUUUCGUUCAUUGUAUUGUUAGAUUGAGUUUUUGUUGAUAAUAAUCUAGGCUUUUACGUUUUUA